AUGUCAAAUCCACAGGAUGCGUCUCCGCGAGCUUCAUCUUCGCAGCCCGCCUCUUCGCGGACUUCCACCGAUACUCUGUCCGCAUCAGGUCCCGCUCCGCGAGCUCCCACCACCCGCCGAAAUCGCGCUGCUCUCCGCGACUAUUACAAGAUCAAGCCAAGCGAGUCUCCGUUGAAGAAUGGGACCGACCAGGCGAAUCGAGAUGGCGGACCAGAUGACGAGGAAAGCGAGCUUGAUCGGCCGGGAUUCGAUUCCGAGAAAUAUGUCAAGGACUUACUGGAAACGAAGGGGCUCCAGGACAUAUUACGCGUGGAAGCUGGGUUGCUGAGUGCAGAGAUCCGUGGUUUGGACGGGGAGCGGAAAGCUCUGGUAUAUGACAAUUACUCGAAAUUGAUCGCUGCCACGGAUACCAUUCUCAAGAUGCGAACGAACAUGGAUCCGAUGACGCCUGCGACAUCCACCUUAUCUCCUGCCAUAUCGCACAUCGCGGAGACAGCUUCUACGUUGUCAAACAAUUUACGUUCUCGUGCAGGACAGCAUCAGAGAGACGCAGCCGGAGGAGACACUCAACCGUCCGAGAAAGAGAUGCAACGACAAACUGUCCAAUGGGCGCUGGAUACUCCUCGCCGACUGCGCCAGUUUCAGGAGCAAGGCGACAUCGACGCUGCAGCGGCAGACUGGGACGAAAUCCAGGCCCUCCUAGAUAACUGGACCGGUGUUCAGGGAGUCGAGGAGCUCCGCGCCGAGUGCGUGUCAAUCCUCGAGGCCAAAACAUAA
Eremomyces bilateralis CBS 781.70 is the source of this 777-nucleotide messenger RNA. RefSeq lists its product as uncharacterized. The transcript has 3 exons. Gene Ontology annotation, cellular component: GARP complex; EARP complex; membrane. Bases 1 to 777 code for a protein of 258 amino acids. Lineage: Eukaryota; Fungi; Ascomycota; Dothideomycetes; Eremomycetales; Eremomycetaceae. The record is from RefSeq and is a predicted model, not a curated record. Gene Ontology annotation, biological process: lysosomal transport; Golgi organization; endocytic recycling.